UGAGCUGCGGUGGAGCCGGGACACCUGUGGCAUCACGGAUUAUUUUUUUAAAUCUUCAUCUCAAAUUUUUAUUUACAACCUCUAAAUCCGUGGAAAUGUUCAACAAUAAUCACAGGGAGUUUGAUGAGGAUCCGUUCUUCUCGGAUCCUUUCCAGGCUCACAGGGAACACAUGCGGCAGAUGAUGCGAAGCUUCUCUGAGCCAUACGGCGGGCCCGUAAUGCCCAGUAUAAUGGAUGGGAGAAACCGUGGUCGUGACAUGGCAGAACAUCCUACCUCAUCCCUGGCACUGAGGGACGAACACAGGGAUAUGAGCCGGUCAUUGUUGCCCUUUGGCAGUUUUGACAGCACGGGCAUGACUAGGAACCCUUUCGGCAUGUUCGACAACAUGAUGUCCAACAUGAAAAACAGGAUGGAGGAGAUGCACAGAAACGUUGAGAAUAUGUCCACAGAUUCAAACUCCCACUCAUUCAGCUCCUCAUCAGUCAUGACAUUUUCAAAGGUUGGAAAUGAGGCUCCCAAGGUCUUCCAGGCGAGCUCAUCGACACGCCGUGCCCCUGGAGGGAUCAAGGAGACCCGGCAAGCAGUUAAAGACUCUGAGAGCGGUCUGGAGAAGAUGUCCAUCGGUCACCACAUCCAGGACAGGGGACAUGUUGUUGAGAAGAAAUUCAACAAGAAGACAGGAAAUAAGGAGUUCAACCAGGACUUUGAAAAUAUGGAUGAAUCUGAAGCAGAGUCUUUUGACGAUGAGUGGCAGCAGGAGGUUUCCAAGUUUCACACAUCAGGCCCAAUGUCUCGUCUGGAGGAACCCAAACCCCGUGGUGUUCACCGGGCAGCCCUCGCCGGUUCUGAGCAGGAGCACAGUGACCAAUCAAAGGGCAAGGCUGAGGGUAAAAGCGACACGAAAGGCCCAGGCUCGACAAAGCAGUGAAAACAUCCUCUUGCUGCUUAUUAAAAUCUUUCAAGCGUAAAAAAAAAAAGCCAGCAGUGUAAUCCUUUACCAGUAUUAAUACUCUUCUACGCUUAUAGAACAUUACAAUAAAGUUAAUAAAGUUACAAAGGUGUCCUUAAUCUUUUACAACAACCGAGAAACUAAAAGGGUGAUUAGUAUUUCUAUGGAUGUAGCGGUGUUAAAAUAAAGAAAUACAUUGAAAUGUAAUUAAGGGUGGUAAGCACUUCUUAUUUCAUUAUACAUUAACAAUGAGCAAUUAGUUUAAGAUUUGGCAUCAGAUUCACAGAAUUUGCUCUAUAUAUGAUGUUCUGAUGAUGCCAUCUGUUCCCAUUAUGUCAUUUUCAUAAUGCAACAAGACCGCAAAUGUAGUGAAUUAUUGACUGUUUGAAAUCCACUAAUGCACGUCUUAGACAAUGUCUGAAUUGUCUUUCUGUAAUUAUAUUGUCUAGCAUCUGAUGCUCUAGAUAUAUGUAUUUUAUCUGCUGUAAUCUUUGUAAAAAGAAAAAUAAUACUUCCCUUUUUAUAUGUUACUUUGGUUUCUCUUGUUUUUCAUCAGAUGAACUCUGUGCUGCGUAGCACCAUAUCUUGACAACGUCUGGAUUAUUCUCAAUAAUUCUAGCUUUGUUCUUGUUUAUUUUUUCAAGCUUUAAAAACAAGUUAUGUGUCAACACAGACUAUUGUCUGAAAAUUAAAAAUAUGAAGAUUAA
This is a messenger RNA of Cottoperca gobio, 1657 nucleotides long. RefSeq names its product myeloid leukemia factor 1 (gene mlf1). The record is from RefSeq and is a predicted model, not a curated record. The coding region runs from base 96 to 929 and encodes 277 amino acids. The transcript has 8 exons. NCBI's taxonomy places the organism in Eukaryota, Metazoa, Chordata, Actinopteri, Perciformes, Bovichtidae.